AUGCCUGGAAAUAUUGGGACUGACGCCAUGGCAUCGCAGGCUGAGUGUCACUUGAGGCACUUGCCAAACUCAUACGACGGCGAGGGGAUCGGCCCAUUGGACCUCGACACCCCGAGCAAAGAAGCAUAUGAAGCAGAGGAGGAGAUCCCGCUGGUGGAUCACGACGACGACUUUGGUGUCGUUGUUCCUCGGACACAUCCUCGAGCACGGCAGCUGCCUGUGUGGCUCCGAUACCCCAGAAACAUCUUCCGUGCCUUGAUUCCAAGCUUCCUCAAGGCCUCAGAUCCGAAUGCCGUCCAGAAGCCGCUUCAUCCUACAGCAUGGCUCGCUAACAAGAAACCCGCCCCAACCGCAGAUGGUCUCCGUGGUGUAGCCGCCUUCUUCGUCGUCUGCCACCACUGGUCCCUCGUCACAGCCAACAUGAACAUCCAUCGCGGCUUCAUGAGCGACGACGACCCCAUGUUCAUCCAGCUGCCCAUCAUACGCCUCGUCAUCUCCGGCUUCUGGUCCGUCUGCGUCUUCUUCGUCAUCUCCGGGUUCGCGCUGAGCUACAAGCCCCUGAAGCUCCUCGGCCAGCACAAGACGGCCGAGUUCGCGACCGCGGCCGCCUCGUCGGCCUUUCGGCGGCACAUUCGCCUGUUUCUGCCGCCCGCGAUGACGACGUUUGUGAUUGCGUGGAUUUCGUAUUUCGGAUGGUUCGAGAUCCCCACGUCGGGCGUGGCCGUGCCGGCGCUGCGGCCGCCGCGGUUCGAUCGUGCUUACGACCAGCUUUGGGACUGGGCGAUGAAUCUCAUCGGGCUGUCGGACCCGUUUGGGAGGAACUUGCGGAGGGGCGAGGGGUACCCGUACGAGCCUACGCUCUGGACGAUUCCGAUCGAAUUUGACUGUUCUCUGGUCAUCUUCCUCGCUCACGUCGCCUUUUCGAGGUUACGCACCCGGGUUAGGCUCAGCAUGAACCUCUUCCUCGUGGCGUACACCCUCUACUUCAACUACUGGCAGUACUUCCUCUUCCUCGCAGGGCUCCUCUGCGCCAACCUGCACUUCUACUGGCAGCCUGCCAUAGCCAAUAACACCCUGCCAUACGUGGCAGCAGCAGCAACCCCGGGACCACACGGCCGCUUCGCCCGGCUGAGCUUCUCCCUCACAUCGUCACCAACCUACAGCGUAACCAAAAAGAUGCUCGGCACCCUCUCUUUCCUCGGCGCGCUCUGGCUCCUCUCGUACCCAAAGGGCACCGGCACGGCGGGCCUCUCGCCGGGCUAUAAGACGCUCGUCGCCAUCACGCCAGAGCGCUACGGCGAGGGCGAGUACCUCUGGAUCCCGCUCGCGUCCGCCUGGCUCGUCUUGUCGGUUGACCGGUCCCCGUUCCUGCAGCCGCUCUUCACGAACCGGGUGAUUCAGUACUUUGGCCGCAUCUCGUACGCGCUGUACCUCGUCCACGGGUCGCUGCUGUGGCUGUACGGGUGGCACCUCGUGCGCUUCUUCACGGGGCUGACGGGGGCGGAGACGAGCGGGCAGUUUACGUUUGGGGUGCUUUUGGCGACGUGUUUCUUUAUGCCUGGCGUGGUGUGCGUGGCUGACUUUGCGCAGAGGUAUUUGGAUGCCAAUGCUGUCAAGUUUGCGGCUUGGUUUGAGGGGAAGCUGAUUGACAAGAGGAGGUAG
This is a messenger RNA of Colletotrichum paranaense, 1662 nucleotides long. Its product is annotated as acyltransferase. Bases 1 to 1662 code for a protein of 553 amino acids. The transcript has 2 exons. Gene Ontology annotation, biological process: polysaccharide biosynthetic process. Gene Ontology annotation, molecular function: acyltransferase activity, transferring groups other than amino-acyl groups. Gene Ontology annotation, cellular component: membrane. NCBI's taxonomy places the organism in Eukaryota, Fungi, Ascomycota, Sordariomycetes, Glomerellales, Glomerellaceae. The record is from RefSeq and is a predicted model, not a curated record.